This is a messenger RNA of Gastrolobium bilobum, 833 nucleotides long. Its product is annotated as histone H3.3. The record is from RefSeq and is a predicted model, not a curated record. Lineage: Eukaryota; Viridiplantae; Streptophyta; Magnoliopsida; Fabales; Fabaceae. Gene Ontology annotation, cellular component: nucleosome. Gene Ontology annotation, molecular function: structural constituent of chromatin; protein heterodimerization activity; DNA binding. The coding region runs from base 88 to 498 and encodes 136 amino acids. The transcript has 5 exons.
GUCUACUCUUUUCUUUCAAAAUCUUUAGAUUCUUCUCUUUGAGAUUCAGCAAACGAGUUUUAGAGAAAGAGAACAAAGUCCUUCGAGAUGGCCCGUACAAAGCAAACUGCUCGUAAAUCCACUGGUGGAAAGGCUCCUAGGAAGCAGCUUGCAACCAAGGCUGCACGUAAGUCUGCACCAACAACUGGUGGUGUGAAGAAACCACAUCGUUACCGUCCUGGAACUGUUGCUCUUCGUGAGAUUAGGAAAUAUCAGAAGAGUACUGAGCUCCUGAUCAGGAAACUCCCAUUCCAGAGGUUGGUUCGUGAAAUUGCUCAGGACUUCAAGACUGACCUACGUUUCCAAAGCCAUGCUGUGCUUGCACUACAAGAAGCUGCUGAGGCAUACCUUGUUGGACUCUUUGAGGACACCAACCUGUGUGCUAUCCAUGCCAAGCGUGUCACUAUCAUGCCUAAGGAUAUCCAGCUGGCUAGAAGGAUUCGUGGUGAACGUGCUUGAGUUGAUAUGUUCGCUGCGCUGAAGAUUUGGGUGGGGCUGCUGUUAGUGUUUUUUGUUUUUCGGUUGUAUUUUAUUGAAACAAUAGAUUGCUAGGUGAUAUAGGUGUGUCUGUUGGGAGUCGUCACAUUAAUGGGUACUGCCAGGAAUUGUUAAGGUUUGUUUUCAGAAAUUGGGUCUGUGUUGAACAACGUGGGAGCUUUCAUUUUUCUCGUUGUGUAGUCACUCUAAAUUCUAUGGGACAACUUUUUGUUGCCAUCUAAUGUUGUUGUAGCUAGGUUAAUGCACUUGUUUGUUCGUAUUACUAUCAUAAUUGUUUACUGGUAUUUGGUGUUGAA